UUGCACCCGGGCUCGGGCCGAGCUUUCAUGGCUCAGCCUAGGUACGACGAGAGCCUCCACGGCGGAGGCUACAUGGAGGGCGGCGCGAUGUACCACGAGCACCGGCUCACGCAUCCGCACCUGCCGCCCGUGCACUACCCGCCGCCCGCCGCGCCCGCGCACGCACUCCCCGGGGAACCGCUCGUACACAAGCGCGACAAGGACGCCAUAUACGGGCACCCCUUGUUUCCCCUGCUGGCGCUGAUCUUUGAGAAGUGCGAGCUAGCCACAUGCACCCCGCGGGACCCCGGCGUGGCCGGCGGAGAUGUUUGCUCCUCAGAAUCCUUUAACGAGGACAUCGCUGUUUUUAGCAAACAGAUACGUCAAGAAAAACCUUAUUACAUAGCGGACCCCGAGGUCGACUCAUUAAUGGUGCAAGCGAUACAAGUCCUACGGUUUCAUCUAUUAGAAUUAGAAAAAGUGCACGAGUUGUGCGACAACUUCUGCCACCGCUACAUAAGCUGCUUGAAGGGCAAGAUGCCGAUCGACCUCGUGAUCGACGAGCGGGAGUCUGCGCGGCCGCCAGACGCGAACGGCGAGCCCCGAUCCGCACCAGACAGCAGCCACGACGGCGCCUCAACACCCGACGUCAGACCACCGUCAUCGUCUCUGUCGUACGGUGGCGCGGUGAACGACGACGUGCGCUCGCCUGGCUCUGGCGGCACGCCCGGACCCCUCAGCCAGCCGCCGCCGCAGACCCUAGACGCCACAGAUCCAGGUGAGCUCCUGUUGCUGUCACCAACUCCUAUGUACUCAAAUACCUAA
Parnassius apollo (apollo) is the source of this 804-nucleotide messenger RNA. Lineage: Eukaryota; Metazoa; Arthropoda; Insecta; Lepidoptera; Papilionidae. The record is from the annotation of a GenBank genome assembly.